Messenger RNA from Penicillium riverlandense, 1692 nucleotides. RefSeq lists its product as uncharacterized. The coding region runs from base 1 to 1692 and encodes 563 amino acids. The transcript has 6 exons. The record is from RefSeq and is a predicted model, not a curated record. Lineage: Eukaryota; Fungi; Ascomycota; Eurotiomycetes; Eurotiales; Aspergillaceae.
AUGCCUAAUACACGAAGUAAAAGGCGCGACAGAUCGCAUCCACAAGAAACACACCAAGACAAAAGGCUGAAAAUUAACGAGCCCCCACGAGAACACGGGAAUUAUCCUGAGCUGAGCUGGGAUAUCUGGUACUUGAUCGCCGACGCUCUCGGCGAAAAUAAUAGGAAUGACCUAUUGAACCUAUGUUUGGUGUCCAAGGAACGCAACGCUCAAUUUACAUCGGCCUUGUACCGGUCUAUUGUGUUGAACCCGGCCUCUCUUCCCGUAGAUGGCGUUCAACCCAAGGACGAGGCCGUGAGAAUCUCUGGAACUAUUCUACGUCGACUGCUAAACACUCGCGAUGAUAAGUUCAAGCCCCUCGUGAAAGAGUUGACACUCAAACCUGUUUUGAACGAGACGCCUGAAUUUAAAAGCGCGAUGGCAAAGUUCAGGGCAAAAGAGAGCUUAUCUCGACUGAUACAGAACUUGCCAAACUUGUGUCGAGUCCGGCUUGAGUUCACAGCCCCUUUGUCACACAGACUCAUCCAGACCCUUGAAAAUCAUCCCCGUGGGCUCGAUAUUCAGCUUCUGAGUGAAGAUGGCAUGAAUCCACCCCCUCGCGGUCAACUACUCCCGUGGGUUUCGAAGAUCAACGCUUUCUUCCCUAGAGGACCAUCGACGCGAAACGAUUCUCACAGAGCAACCAACAUGCACUCUCUCCUACUGUCUUGUCCAAACGUGAAAUCAUUCUCUAUUGGAAAACUUCUCCAGGAGCCGCCAAUCCCUGAGCCAACCCCCAGUGAUGUGGAAUGGACGUCCAGCGACAAGCUUCCUCCCAUUCAGUCUCUUUCAAUAAAUGGAGGCCAAAUUGGGGGCCCUAACUGGGCUAGAUGGGAGGAGACAUUUUGCUGGCCGAGUCUCUCAUCUCUUAGCGUUGGCCCUUUGAGUAUGCAUGCAUGUGCCACGCUGAAUAGGCUAAAAGGCCAAGCUCGGUUCCUACAAAGCUUCACAUAUCUAUGCGCAUGUUCUCAUUCCCAGGCUCGCCUCUCACAAUUCCUCGCAUCAUUCAAUACCCUAAAGUCCUUGGAGGUGACAAAGACCUUCUGUUUCAUUAAGGAUGUGGCUCUUCAUACACAGCUGACAACUCUCUCCUUGCACGUCAAUGAGUGGAGUGGUUUUCGCCAAGAAAAGGCGACACUAAGCUCUGAGGAUCUGGAAUAUUUGGAUGCACGGUGUCCUAAUCUGCAAAUACUGGCGGUUGAUAUCAAUCCCGACGAGGAGGAGUGGCCAUCAAAGACUCUCCGCACACUAGCAACUAAGUUCGACAAACUUCGCGUUCUCUCCCUCCACAUCAGAUACUCCCGUGCAACACAGGAAACUAACCCGGUUCCCGUUCUGACCCGUGGAUCCGCCGAAAAUUAUGGUGAAAUUUUCUAUGGCAACAGAUGGACUGCUUUUGACAAGUCCAAUAAUCUCUGCUUCUUGAAUGACACCCAGGGUCAAUUCCCUGGCCAGUUUGAAAAACUUGUUCUGAAGACUGGAGAACCACUUGAAUAUCCGUACAAACAAGUGAUGAAAUUCGAACUGUUGCCGCCUCUGGGCCUCGGGAGAAAACCUCAACUUCGGGUUGUAGAAACUGGAGGCAGAGAAGACCCAUUAACAAUUUCCAGCGAGAUAUCCGACUCAUCAUUUGGCCUUUUCCCGUCAAUUUGA